Messenger RNA from Meloidogyne enterolobii, 699 nucleotides. The record is from the annotation of a GenBank genome assembly. Lineage: Eukaryota; Metazoa; Nematoda; Chromadorea; Rhabditida; Meloidogynidae.
AUGGUUCAAUAUAAUUCGGAAAAUACUCGCCGCAAAAGACGUUCAUCUAAUAGUAAAGGCAAAUUAUUAAGAGAAUUAUUGAAAGCUAUAUUUGGUGAUGAGGCAGUCAAAAAGUUAGAUACCCUAAUUGGUUAUUUAGCAAUUGGAUUUUUGUAUCUUAUCUAUAUUGCUGGCCCUAUUUAUGAAUACAUAUAUAGAAUUCACUGCACUUUUCCUGAUUUGACUUGGUUUAGAAAUCUUCGGCCAUUUGGGCGAGGAAAUGGACAGAAUAAUGGGGGAAAUAAUGGUGGAAAUAACGGGGGAAAUCAAGUCGUCGUACAACAACCGCAAAUACAACCACAACCAGUACAGCCAAUGCUUCCGCAAAUGCACCCAAAUUUAGUUCACCAUAUCCGACCACAAGUACCACCACAAAUACUGCCUCCACAGAUACGACCAAAUUUACAACAACAGAUGGGGCCACAUUUUAAUCCACAAAUACAACCUCAAAACAUUAUUCACAACCCUCAUCCACAUCAACGUCCUCCAAUACCGUGGUUUCAGCAGGCCAAUUCAUUUACCAAUAUUAGUUAUACAAGUAUGCCGUCUUCUUCUGAUCCAAUGUCUUUUUAUAAUCGAAGCUACAAUCCACAACCAGGACAACCAUCUGGCUAUCAGCCACAUAUACUAUUAGAAGAUUCUGAUGAUGAAAGAUCGUAA